UUUGAAUAUUGUUAAAAUGAGCAUUGUCCUGUAUGGCCUCACGCUUUGGGGUGGAGCCACAGAUGUUUCACGAGUGUUACUCAUUCAGAAGAGGGCCCUGAGGAUCCUUUGUGGUGCUGAGCGUCUUGCCCAUUGUCGUCCCCUCUUUGUGAGAGAGAGAAUCCUCACAGUCUUCUCCCUCUAUGUACUUCAGACCCUCUGCAGAACACAUGCAAAUGUGGGGGAGCUUGUAACAAGGCAGAAUUUUCACUCACAUGAGACUAGAGGGAGACAGAGGCUGGAUGAGCCCUACCAAAGACUGAGCAGGACACGAUCGAGCUAUGGUCAUCUAUCUGUCAGGCUCUUCAACAAGCUGCCGGUGAUGGCUAGGAAUCUGCCUGCCGGCAAAUUUCGGAGGGUCCUGGGAGACUUAUUGCUGAAUAAUCCUUUGUACUCACUCCGUGAGUUUUUCAUGUUGGACAGCAGCUUGAAAAAGCCUUGUGAUUUACCUCUCGUUAUCACUCUAAAUGAAGUGACAUACACUCUAAGAGGUUUUCUGGGAGUCUGUGGGAAAACAUCAAGCAUCACAAGUAUUGGACAUUAUGUUGCUUAUGUAAGACGGGGCAAUGAUACAUGGGAGCUAUACGAUGACACUAAAGACUCCAAGAUUUGUGUGUCGCCAAGCAAAUCGGUACCCUGUCAAGUAUUGGUCUAUACAGUUUAAUGCAAGAUAUGUUGCUAACUGGCGUAGGCUACUGAUAUUUAUUGCUGACUGGUUUAGGUUGUGAAUUAAUUAGUGAUUUAAAAGUG
This is a messenger RNA of Nilaparvata lugens (brown planthopper), 789 nucleotides long. RefSeq lists its product as uncharacterized. The record is from RefSeq and is a predicted model, not a curated record. Lineage: Eukaryota; Metazoa; Arthropoda; Insecta; Hemiptera; Delphacidae. The coding region runs from base 17 to 703 and encodes 228 amino acids. The transcript is spliced from 4 exons.